GUCAUUUGCGUUGAAAUGAAAUGUCAUUCAAGCCAUCACGGUUCAUUUCGGUAAAGUUAUCUCGCUGUUUUCAGAAUUGAUUUAGUAGCGUUAAAAUAUUCUACAGUUUUCUGAGGAUUUUUAUUAACUUCUAUACACCAUGUCGGAGGCAUCCGAUGCACCUUUCAGCACUGUUGAGAUCAACAAUGAGAGUAGAGAUGAAGAAGAUCUCUUCGCUUCGGCGGUCCAGGAAGUCAGUCUAGAUCCAGAUGUUAAUGGUGCUCAAGAUAGUUUAGACAAGGCAACUUUAGGAGAUAUAACAUCAUCACCGGCUAUGAUAAAUAGCCCAGUUAUGGAAGAGAUAGCAACAGAACGUGCAAAUAAUAUAAUAAUAACGGUAACAGAACCUCAAAAGAUCGGAGAAGGCAUGAGCUCAUAUGUAGCUUACCGUGUUAUAACCAAGACGAACAUGCCAAUAUUUAGCCGACAUGAAUUUACAGUGCUACGAAGAUUUUCAGAUUUUCUAGGUCUCCAUGAAAAGUUAAGUGAAAAGUAUCUUCGUUCAGGCAGAAUUAUACCUCCUGCACCAGAAAAAAGUAUUGUUGGAACAACAAAACUAAAGAUGACAUCUACACCGUCCACGGAAAGCGCUAACGGUACCACAAACUCAGCGGGAAUGCAGUCGCAGUUCGUGGAGCGGAGACGCGCCGCCCUCGAGAGAUUCCUCAACCGCGUCGCACAGCAUCCCGUACUAUGCAUUGACCCUGACUUUAGAGAGUUUUUGGAGUCCGAUACAGAACUACCGAAAGCUACGAGUACAUCAGCUCUGAGCAGCGCAGGCAUGCUGCGUCUGUUCAACAAAGUAGGCGAGACCGUCAACAAGAUCACGUACAAGAUGGACGAGUCCGACCCGUGGUUCGAGGAGCGGUGCGCGCGCAUCGAGUCGCUGGAGAGCGGCCUGCGGCGGCUGUGCGGCGCGUGCGAGGCGCUGGCCACGGAGCGGCGCGAGCUGGCGGCGCGCGCGCACGACGCGGCGCGCGCCGUGGCCGCGGCCGCCGCCGCCGACCCGCACGCGCCGCUCUCGCGGGCGCUCUCGCACCUCUCCGACCUGCACGAGAAGAUUGAACAUUUAAGGAACGAGCAGGCAAACACUGACUUCUACGUUCUGACGGAGCACAUCAAAGACUACCUCGGAUUGAUUGGAGCGAUCAAAGAUGUCUUCCAUGAGAGAGUUAAGGUUUUUCAAAACUGGCAACACGCGCAGAUGCAGCUAACGAAACGAAGAGAAAAUAAGGCUAAAGCAGAACUAGCCAAUAGACCCGAAAAAAUGGAGCAGGCUGCUAACGAAAUUAUUGAAUGGGAGUCGAAGGUGGAGCGCUGCCAGCAGGAGUUCGACUCGAUCUCGCGCGUCAUCAAGAAGGAGCUGGAGCGCUGGGAGGAGUUGCGCCUGUCGGAGCUGCGCGCCACGCUGCUGCGGUACCUGCACGACCACAUGCAGCACGAGGCGCAGGCGAUCCGUUACUGGGACGCGUUCCUGCCGGAAGCGCGCGCGAUCAAAUGAGUGGCGCGCCGGCGGCCGCUGCGCCUCCGCGACGCGCGACCCGCGCACCUAAUGCUCCGUCAUGUAUCUUUACACCAUUAAAUACAGAUUAUACAUUCGCAUCGGACAGAUAUGAGCUCAGCUUUGUUACAAAUUAAAUACCAUCAUAAACAUAAUGAUGUAAUUUUUAUCAGUUUCAUUAAACACACGAUAGUGGCUCGGAAUGACAAUAAUAACAAAAUUUCGGGAAUUAAGUCACACGAGAUACAAAUGAAUUGGAGUCGUUUGUUUUUAACGGUGUAAAUUUAAUAUGGCGCUAGUGAAUCGAUAGACAUGUUAAUUCGUAUUAUAAUCGUUCAACUCUGUCGUCCCAUUUAUUGGCUAGUUCACGUCGGAUAUAUCUUUAGGAUAAACAUAAUGAAUAUAUGUAUAGUUAGUUAAGAUAAAAGUAACAUUACUGCCGCCGGUAACGACCUUGACUGGACUUUCUUAUACAUGUAAAUUGAUGACCAUAAGGAACGGUGUCUUGUCUAUAGAGAAGUCGAAAUUGAAACCCCCGGUCGGACCAAUAAAAGUCAUUGGCUUUUUCUGUAGAGGUGUUCUUAGUAGCAAGCCGGCGUCUGAAAUUUAGAAAUAUGUAUCCCGUGCUGAUGACUCAUAUCCUUUAGAAGGCCAGCUGUGACUGAAACCGUUCAGGGCAUCAAAUACGCUUGAGUCAAGCCGCAAUUAGAAAUACAAAUGUUAUUACUUUUGUUGCUGAUGGUACCGAUUCCGUUAUAUCUUAAUUGAAUCAAUUUUACAUUGCUAUUUCAUUUUCUAUUUAUUAAAUGAUAUUUAAAAUGCAACCAUACCGCCAUGACUUCUAUUUUUUUUUCACGCAAAUGAUUAAUAUUUAUAAGGAAACAGUGUUUAAACAUAAAAAAUAUUUCACUUUUUUUUAUCAAAAUUGAUGACUUUAAUACUUUAUCACUGCUCAAUAUGUAUAAGAAUAUUAUAUUCAGUAGUUUUGGAACAUCACAAUAAUAAUUAAAGCUGAUGUUAUCCGGUGUGAACUUGCCUUAAAAUCUUUUGUUUCAAAUAUUGUUUUGUUUUAAUUUUGAUCAAUGUAUGAUUUGGGACUUCAUACGCAUUUGUAUUUUAAAUUGAUCUCUGUAAUAAUGUAAAUAAGAGAUAAUAUGGUGUCAAAAGUAUUGUAAAAAACCUGACCAAAAAAAAGAGGAAAGACGCAUACUAAAUUAAAAGUUUUAAAAUUAAUAUAAACAAUUGUUUCCCUUACGGUGAUAGAAAUAAGGUUCAUUUUUCAUUAUUAUUUUAACUAGUGGGCUAUAAUACUGCUACUUAAAAUAUUUAUUAAUAGAUAAAGCUAGAUGUAAUGUAAGUAAUAACUUUUUUUUUCCGAAUUAAAAAAAAUUAUGUGUGCGUCUAUUCUUGUACAAGUGUGUCUAUAGGCUGUGUCUUCGAUAAUAGAACAAUUAAUUCGUUCAUAACAAGUCUGAUUCCUUUUGUUUUGUAUUACGUUUUUUUACGUUUACGUCUUCAAUGAUGAAUGAUGUGAUGAUUCUAUGCGGUUUCUCCUAAAACGACGCUGAUUGCUUGCAAAAGCAUCUUUUUGUAUUGCUACUUCCAUAUCAAUUAAGUUUAUGGAGAGAUAUUUAUGUAUUUAAUCGAUUUCGCUCGAUUGGUCGUAAAUUUUUUACGUUGUUUUUUUUAUAUUUAGCAAAUUAUUGCACAUAUUUCAGCCAAUCGUUUUUGGUACUGAAUUUUACAGAUUUGAGAAUUGAAAACUGAAAUUACCUUAGUUAUAUUUAUCUGGAAAUGAAAUAAUCAAAAUAUAUAGAAAGGAAAAAUACGUGUACGUUUGUAUGUUAUUUUAUUUAACUGCUGUUAAAUUAAAGAUCACACUUCUAGAUGCUUAACAGCAAUAGUAAACUCAAGAAAUGAAUCGUUAGAUUUUCAAAUAAAAAAUGCGUAGUGAAAUCAUAAAUUGAAUCCAUAAUUGCUCUCGAAAAUUAGCAAUAAUGACACUUUCAUGGGAAGCAACGUCGUCGUUUCAAACGUUGGCCAAAUAAAAAAUAAUUUUAAGGUUAUAUUAUUGUUUAUCUGACAUUAAAUAUAUUUUAUUUGAAGUAAUUGUUACAAUAAUUAUAUUUUCACAGCUUUGCUUUAAUGCACAAGUUUUAAUUCAUAUAAAUAUCAAUAAAUUGAAAAAAAAUAAAUAAACGAACCUUUCAUCACAUGUCCAUAAAGUGGUGAAUAAUUAUCGUACAUGUAAAGAUAUUAUAAUUAUUUAUUGUCGGUAUAAUGUUCGUGCGACAAUUACUUUAAAUUUUCUUUGUAUUUACGUUAAUUUAAGAUGAUAAAUUUUGUUAAAAACAUCUAUAUUUUUAUAUCUGUUUUGUUCUAAGAUACGUAUUAUGUAUUAGAAAAUGUAUUCCAAUUUAGAUAAGAUGAUUUUUUUUUUAGCCAGAAUACUAAAAUUAUUAUAUCGUUUGAUAUGUUUUAAAUGAAAUAUACGUAGUGUAAAACUAUAUUAACAAAUAAUUUAGAAAACUAGCGAAAAUUAACGAAUACAUUAAAAAGUGACAUUUAGAAGGAGGAGGUCAGGCCACAGAGUUUUUAAUUUUCCAUUUUUGAAUGUAAAGAAAAAUAUAUUAUCAUAGAGCAUUCUGGCUAAAAAACUAAGUUAAUAUAAUUUAUAUACAUUAGAUAGAACGAUUGAAAAUCUCAAAUCUAAUGUAUUCAUUAUUUUUAUAUUGCCAAAUAUAUAUAGCGGUAAUUUGGUGUAACGGAAGAGAUAAUCUAAAUAAAUUUAAAUAAUGUUGGUUUCGAAUUAUAGAAAUUGUACUUUAUUCCAAUAAUAAUAAUUAUUACUUAAAUA
Molecule: messenger RNA, 4397 nt
Organism: Vanessa tameamea
Lineage: Eukaryota; Metazoa; Arthropoda; Insecta; Lepidoptera; Nymphalidae
Gene: Snx1
Product: sorting nexin-2
Exons: 10
Coding region: 140-1540 (466 amino acids)
Biological process (GO): early endosome to Golgi transport
Cellular component (GO): endosome; endosome membrane
Molecular function (GO): phosphatidylinositol binding
Source: RefSeq, a predicted model, not a curated record